This is a messenger RNA of Alternaria infectoria, 867 nucleotides long. RefSeq lists its product as uncharacterized. Bases 1 to 867 code for a protein of 288 amino acids. Lineage: Eukaryota; Fungi; Ascomycota; Dothideomycetes; Pleosporales; Pleosporaceae. The record is from RefSeq and is a predicted model, not a curated record. The transcript is spliced from 3 exons.
AUGGUUGUCCCUGAUGGUUCCAGUAUCCGAGUGGAGCUUGCUGAUCUUGCCAGCAGCCGCGUUACUGGCUUCCAGGAAACGAGUCUCACUCCGCUGCCCGUCAACGUUAACAUCACUGACGCAGAGAUCUUGCUUGGCCUCGCGUUCGUCCCUGCCAUACCGAUUGGUUUCGACUUUCUGGAUCAGCUGAAAGCUGAAGUCACACCAUCGUUGAACUUACCCCGUCUGGACGCGAAGCUGUCGAGCAACAUCCCGGAGAACUGUGGUGUCAGCAACAGCAGCAAUGCUACAGCACCGAAUGCGCCAUUCGCCAACCAAACAACAGAAUUCCCACCCGAACUUCUAAGCCUGGGCCCUCUUGCUUUGGUCGAAGCCAAUGUCUCCCUUUCGAUCGAUAUCGCUCUCGAUGUUUCGAUACCGAUCCUUCCACCGCCUUUCAAUGCAGUCGGUGUCCAGGAGAACAUUUUCACAGCCGUCUUCCCUCUACUGUCCGGCUGCGCAGCGCCUGAGAAUGCUUUCGACAACGUUACAGGCGUUAUCGUGCCUCCGCCUCCGCCGAUGAUGGUUGAAGCUACAUCCGCGCCUCCAAAGCUGGAAGCCAACAUGACCGCGGCGCCAAAGCUAGAAGGCAACAUGACAUCCUUGUUCAGCGCGACCGUAUCUGGAACGCCAGUUGCAGACACUACAGCGAAGACUACAGCGAGUAUUGCUAGUGAGAUGGCUGCGGCUCCGACUUUGAUGCCAAAUGUCACCUUCAUAUUCGCCAGCGACUACUUCCGCUGUGGCAAGCAGCACCGCGUACGCAACGUCGCUGUUGAACACUACUUCGACUAUGGCAAGCGAAAUAGUCUCUGCGCCAUGCACUAG